AAGCUCCUGGCCAUACCCUUGUCUCUUCGCCACUUCGUCCUACGCACUACGUAUCAGUAGAGAUUGCCAAUCGCCCCUCCGCCUCGCCUGUUCUACAGCUUCUUCUAGCUUGCCACUACCUCAACCUCCACACCCUCACACGCACACGAAUACUCCGCAAUGGCAAAGCAACUCAAUGGAGCCGAUGUGGCCAAGCACAACAAGAAGGAUGACCUGUGGCUCAUCGUACAUGGAAAGGUGUACGAUCUGACCGAGUUUGCCCCGAACCAUCCCGGUGGAAGCUCGAUUCUCCUCAAGUACGGUGGAAAGGACGCUACCGAGGAGUACGAGCCGAUUCACCCCCCUGGAACCCUCGAGGAGAAUCUCUCGGAAGACAAAUGCCUCGGAGAGGUCCAGCCCGAUACGGUCGAGAAGCUCGAGCAGAAGAACCCAGAGAAGGCUGUCCUACAGCCUGGCCAGAUUCCACCUCUGUCGCAAUGUCUGAACCUGUACGACUUUGAAGUGGUGGGCAAGCAAGUGCUCAAGCCCACUGCCUGGGCCUACUACUCUUCGGGAGCCGACGAUGAAGUCACAAUGCGAGAAAACAGCAACGUGUUUGGUAGGAUCUGGUUCCGCCCUAGGAUCCUGCGCAACGUCUCCAACAUCAACUUUGCCACUACGAUGCUCGGUAUGAAGACGACGAUGCCUAUUUAUAUCACCGCCACUGCCCUCGGCAAGCUGGGACAUCCGGAUGGAGAAAAGAAUCUGACCAUUGCUGCCGGCAAGACUGGAAUCAUUCAGAUGAUCCCCACUCUCGCCUCUUGCUCAUUUGACGAGAUCGUUGAUGCGCGCAUCAACGAUCAGCAGGUGCAGUUCUUCCAGCUCUACGUCAACUCCAACCGCGCCAUUACCGAGAAGAUCAUCCGCAAGGCUGAGGACAGGGGCGUCAAGGGUCUCUUUGUCACAGUCGAUGCUCCUCAGCUUGGUCGACGAGAAAAGGACAUGCGGAUGAAGUUUGACGACACGGGAUCGCAAGUGCAGAAUGAGGGCAAAGACGAUGUUGAUCGUUCACAGGGUGCGGCAAGAGCCAUCAGCUCCUUCAUCGACCCCAGCUUGAACUGGGAGGACCUGCAGUGGCUCCGCUCAUGCACAAAGAUGCCCAUCUGUCUCAAGGGUGUGCAGACCUGGGAGGAUGCAGUCCUCGCCGCCGAGGCCGGUCUCAACGGUAUCGUCCUCUCCAACCACGGUGGUCGUCAGCUCGACUAUGCCCGCGCUGGAAUCGAGAUCCUCGAAGAGGUCGUGACGGCGCUCAAGGCUCGCAACCUCUGGAAGCCCACUUUCGAAGUCUACAUCGACGGCGGAGUUCGACGCGCUACGGACGUGCUCAAGGCAGUCGCCAUGGGCGCAAAGGGAGUCGGUAUCGGCCGACCCUUCCUCUACGCCUACUCGGCUUACGGACCUGAUGGUGUUGUACAUGCCAUCAACCUUCUCAAGGCAGAGAUGGAGAUGGGUUUAAGAUUGAUCGGAGCUCCGACUUUAGCAGAUCUUACCCCAGAGAUGGUGGAUACAAGGGCGUUGGGGUCGCAUAUCAAUCCUGUCCCUGAGAGCCACGGCUCGCAGAUCUACCAGAGGCUUGACACGGCCAUUGGCAUGCCCAACGAGCCCACCAACAAGCUCUAGAGGUUCUUCAAGACCUCCUGUGGUGCUACGCUGCAUUGUGUAGUCCGUAUGAUGGUUGAAUGAAUGACAAUAGUAUGGCAUCGAAGAUGUACUUGUGCCGCCCGUCUCGCAUCGCGGGGAGGCGACGCGCCUCCGUUCCGUCUUUCUAUUUCCUGCCGCCACCGCUGCCGCCACUUGACAGG
Molecule: messenger RNA, 1841 nt
Organism: Microstroma glucosiphilum
Lineage: Eukaryota; Fungi; Basidiomycota; Exobasidiomycetes; Microstromatales; Microstromataceae
Product: putative CYB2-L-lactate dehydrogenase
Exons: 2
Coding region: 160-1659 (499 amino acids)
Biological process (GO): lactate metabolic process
Molecular function (GO): L-lactate dehydrogenase (cytochrome) activity
Source: RefSeq, a predicted model, not a curated record